AUGCAGCAGCUUCGCCUUUUCCACACUUCACGAGUGCUCCAGCAUGAGAACCCCUUAGGUCUUCCGCGGACUGGCACAAUCCCGCGCAUGCAGCGCGGCCUUCCGCAAAAGCGGCCGAUCAAGGGCGUGGCGAAAGUGAUUGCUGUGUCGUCGGCCAAGGGCGGCGUGGGAAAGAGCACAGUGGCAGCCAACCUCGCUCUAGCGUUUGCGCGCCUGGGCUACCGGUCCGGCAUCCUCGACAUGGACGUGUUCGGGCCGUCGAUCCCGACCCUGUUCAACCUGGACGAGGCCCCGCGGCUGACGGCGCACAACCAGCUGGUACCGCUGACCAACUACGGCGUGCAGACCAUGUCAAUCGGGUACUUGGUGGGGUCUAGCUCGGCGCUGGUGUGGCGGGGGCCGAUGCUGCUCAAGGCGGUCCAACAACUGCUGCACGAGGUCGAGUGGGGCGGCGGGCUCGACGUGCUGGUGCUGGACCUGCCGCCGGGCACGGGGGACACGCAGCUGAGCAUCACGCAGCAGGUGGAGCUGGCGGGGGCCGUGGUGGUGACGACGCCGCACGCGCUGGCCGUGCAGGACGCCGUCAAGGGCGUCGACAUGUUCCGCAAGGUGGCCGUGCCGCUGCUGGGGCUCGUGCAGAACAUGUCCGUGUUCCGCUGCCCGCACUGCCACGGUGACACGGCCGUCUUCGGGUCCUCGGACCGCGUCCAGCGCGCCUGCGCCGACCACGGCCUCGAUUUCCUCGGCGACAUCCCGCUGCACCCCAACAUCGGCGAGGACGCCAGCCGCGGCAAGCCCACCGUCGUCGCCGAGCCGCAGUCCGAGAGGGCAAAGGUGUUUAUAGACAUUGCCACCACCCUCGCCUCCAAGAUCGACCUCCCCUCUUCGUCCACUUAA
This is a messenger RNA of Lasiosphaeria miniovina, 897 nucleotides long. RefSeq names its product nucleotide binding protein-like protein. NCBI's taxonomy places the organism in Eukaryota, Fungi, Ascomycota, Sordariomycetes, Sordariales, Lasiosphaeriaceae. Gene Ontology annotation, biological process: mitochondrial respiratory chain complex I assembly; iron-sulfur cluster assembly. Gene Ontology annotation, molecular function: ATP binding; 4 iron, 4 sulfur cluster binding; ATP-dependent FeS chaperone activity. The record is from RefSeq and is a predicted model, not a curated record. The coding region runs from base 1 to 897 and encodes 298 amino acids. Gene Ontology annotation, cellular component: mitochondrion. The transcript has 3 exons.